AUGUCAGCGCCCGAGUGGAAAAGUGCCGCUCAAGAUUUCGUUCAUGGAAAUCAAGAUAGCUCGUUGGGACCGAUUGUUGAAGAUGUCAAAGCAGGACACUUGAAGCUUGUGGAGCUAGUAGAAGGUCUGAGGGACUACCUUACAAGUGGCGAUGUGACUGUGAGAUGUCGAGGUACCAGUCUCUUAUCAGGCCUCAUCAACAAGCUUUCUGCCCAACAUCUCAACACACAAGAAGUUGAUGUAUUGGUUGCAUUCUUCAGUGAUCGCUUGAAAGAUCACCAUUCUAUAACGCCACAAGCGCUGCAUGGACUUAAAGCUCUGAGUGAAUGUUCAGGGUUAACAGAUGAAGGUGUCCAGGCAAUAUGUAACAGCAUAUUUAAAGAGGUCACUGUGCAGUCUUUGAGCCAGGCAGACAGGAGAACCAUUUAUAAUAUAUUGCAAUCAUUUCUUAUACAGAAACUUACAGCCCUGCAGAAAUUUGGGAAUAGCUUCGUCUACAGUUACAUCCAAGUGAUGGAUGGCGAGAAAGAUCCCAGGAAUCUCUUAAUUGCUUUCAGAUCUGUUGUAGCCAUCAUACAACACUUCCAAAUAGGAAUGUUUGCUGAAGAAUUGUUUGAAGUGACAUCUUGCUAUUUCCCCAUCGAUUUUACACCACCUCCAAAUGAUCCCUAUGGCGUCACAAGAGAGGAACUGAUCAUAUCUCUAAGGCAUGUGUUAGCUGCAACGCCCUUAUUUGGUCAAUACUGUUUUCCACUAAUCAUGGAAAAAGCGGCUUCUGACAUUACUGCAGCAAAGAUCGACUCUUAUGAUACAUUGGCUGUGUGUAUUCCUGUCUAUGGGAUACAACUAUUGAAUGAAUACAACAUGGCAUUAUGGAAUGCUAUUAAGAAUGAGGUGCUAAGUGCAUCAAAUACCCAAGUAGAACAGGCAACACUUGGAGCAUUGAAUGCUGCUGUGAAGACUUACAGUGACUCAAACAAACAGAGUUCCAGUAUGGAUGGAUUUGGAAAGGAUUUCUUGGACAGUGUUUGCAAAGACUGUCACAAGGGUAUCUGCAAUGCUGACCUGAAGGUGCUCUACCCUAAUAGCAAGCUGAUAGAGUCAUGUCUUGCCACACCACAGUCCUGUCAGUAUAUGUUGAACAAGACAAUCCCUGUCAUUCUGGAGCAGUUUCAUACCAAUACACAGCCCAACAGAAGGCGUAACAUUUUAGACAUACUUCUUCGAUUAAUUCGUAGAGCCCAAACUUUCCAUGAUAGCACAAACAAUCCUAUUGGUCAACACAAAGACCCCUUAGUGACACUAUUCAUCUCCAUUUUGAAUGACAAUAAUUCCCAGUUGCGUAACUUGGGGGUAUGUGGUCUCGCUGGAAUGGCCGCGUGUGAAGGCCUUUUGAAUGCAUCGGAGGUGGAAAUGAUAUCAGAGCACAUGUUGCAACUUUUACUCAAUGACCACGAGGCUAGUGUUAGACAGGAAAGUACAGCUGCCAUUGCAUAUAUAGCCAGCAAGUACCCUGCUAUGAUUCAAGAGAAGGUUCUUCCAGCUCUCAAUGAGAGACUGACACAAGAACCUAUGGAAACAGAAACAGAGAUAGCUAAUAAUCUGAGCAAUAGUUUUAUCCUGGAAACCAUGGCAGCUAUAUGUACAGAGCAUUCCCUGGUUAAACCGAUAGUACAAAUUCUAGUCCAGUAUAUGAAGCGUGACGUAAAAGAUUCCCCCUCCCUCAGUAUAGACACAUACAAGGCAGCUGAGUGUGUAUUAUCAGUAGUAAAACAGUCUGCAAACUUUACUGGAAAUGUGGACUUUUAUACAUCUCAGCUUAUGCCAGAUCUUAUCAGAAUAUGUGUUCACAGUGCAAUAGAUGGGGCUAGUAGUACCAAUUCAAAUGAGGGUGUUCUUACCCAUGUUGCAGCAGUGCUAAGGACCAUAGUGCAACAGUUGUCUCAAGGGCAGGCUCUGAGUGUACUUGGAACUGCAAAUUGCAUAUUUUUAGAGGGAAACCUAGAAUCAAUUAACAUUACAUCUGAUCAGCCAUUUCUACCUCUAGAGGUAUCUUCACCGGAAGGCCACCAUGCUACUCUGCCACUAUUCACUGCAAUUGUUUGCUCCCUUCCCUCAAAUACCAGGAUAGAGGAUUUACGUGAACUAUGUGAAAAGGUGUACAAUCUUUGUAAAAGCACUUUGAAUAUCAAGAUCUGUGAAGAUGCAUCUAAAUGUCUUGCUGGCCUCCUUAAUAAAUAUCUCAAAGACGCAGGCAUCCAGGAAUUGUUGGGUAACAUUCUAGAAGAUCUAGGCAAAUCUAUAGAAGACGCUGACAAUGAGACAACCCUGAGGUGUCAUCAUGUCACAACUUGGACAUGGAUUACCAAAGCUCUGGUUCUAUCUGCCCAUAUGAAGUCAAUGCAAUUUACUAAAGAGAUUGUAAAGUGGUUUGAGUAUCCUUUACUUGGUUCUACAUCUGCUGAAGGGUUUUAUGUCAUCUUAAAUGAAUAUGAUGACAUCAUGCUUCCCACAAUGCAUGCUGAUGUAAAGAUAUUGUACCGACAGCGAUUCUUCCAGCAAACACUCCCAAUUCUAAUGGAAGGUUUCAAUAACACAAAACCAGAGUUUAAGCAGCAUUAUUUGACCGGGCUGUCCCAUCUAUUGAGGUUCCUCCCUAAACAGGUCCUCAAAACUGAACUGCCACCAUUGAUGCCAAUGCUAGUACAGUCCCUGUGUUGCAAUGUGACAUCCCUGCAGCUUGCCACUAUGGGGACACUCUAUGACUUGCUGUUUGAUGCACCCAUGGUUCUAGCCAAAUAUGCUGAAUCAACAAUUCCUCAGGUUCAGAAGCUGACAAAGCAUCAACCAUCUAUGAAAGUACGUAUACUAGCCCUACAAUGCCUGGGUUUGAUGACAACACUACCUCACCACAUUCUCUUCCCAUUCAAGUCAAAGAUUCUACAUACACUAGGAGAAGUGGUUGAUGAUAAAAAGAGGUUGGUCAGGAAGGAGGCAGUGAAAGCUAGGACUGAAUGGUAUUUGCUUGGUGCUCCAUCUACAAAGACCUGAUGCUGAUGGUAUUGCGGUACAUCCUUUGUUGAAUCUGUACCUCUUCUGGCUGGAUCUGUGGAUAAACUACACCAUUAGACAAUCCCCAGUGUUCAACUUGAGUGUGUGAUCAAGAGAGAAAUAACAUAUAGAAGGAUGAGAUUGCUUUAAUUCGGCCUUCUGGUAAUGCGCUGUUGAAUUGUGCAUAUUUUAGAAAAUAUAGCACUUGGCUUAGUGUUACACUAACAAUUCUGAUUCCCUCUUGAGUGUUGAAGUUUCACACUUAGAGUGUGUUUCAAGUAGUGACAUCUUUAAAUUGUGUUGAAAUGCAUAUCAGCCUUUUCAGAAUCUUACAGAAAGUAACUGGUUCAUCGUCGUCUACCCAGGAGACCUUAUUUGUGGGUUCAUGAAGACUGGGAAUGACCUCCCAAUGUAGCAUGUCGCUAUCUACAUAUGAAAGUGAACCUCUAUUUAUAAACAUCAGAAGGAUUGCUGAAAAUUAUUGAUCAAUAGAUAAUUCAAAAUUUUGUAAAAAACGCUAGGAACAAUGGAAUAUAAAAUUUCUGUCGUAAUCAAUCAAUAUAACGACUUCAGGAUAAAGAAAGAUGUGAGGAAUUACGUUUAUGAAGAUAUAGACAACAUUGAUUGGUUGUACUGAGAUCUCAUCCUUUAGGGCCUUGAAAACCUAUGAAAACAAAAAUAGAAUCACCUCGAAACUAAUUCAAUAACCCAGGCACUCAGGCAGCAGAGUUAAGAAUGCACAAUUGUAUUCUGAGUGUUUUUAAUGCAUAUAACUUAUAAAUAAAAAACAAAUAACGAACAUACA
Owenia fusiformis is the source of this 3856-nucleotide messenger RNA. NCBI's taxonomy places the organism in Eukaryota, Metazoa, Annelida, Polychaeta, Sabellida, Oweniidae. The record is from the annotation of a GenBank genome assembly.